Molecule: messenger RNA, 1276 nt
Organism: Drosophila innubila
Lineage: Eukaryota; Metazoa; Arthropoda; Insecta; Diptera; Drosophilidae
Gene: Amacr
Product: alpha-methylacyl-CoA racemase
Exons: 2
Coding region: 98-1225 (375 amino acids)
Biological process (GO): bile acid metabolic process
Cellular component (GO): mitochondrion
Molecular function (GO): alpha-methylacyl-CoA racemase activity
Source: RefSeq, a predicted model, not a curated record
AACGCCCAUUAAUAAAGUGCGUACUUUGAAUUGACGCUGCUGAUCAUGGGUAUUGGCCAAAGUACACUUUUCUGCUUUAACUUGAUCUAUCCUCCAAAUGCCUUUGAAGGGCAUAAAAGUUUUGGAGUUUGUAGGCCUGGCGCCUGGUCCAUUAUGUGGCAAAAUACUUGCCGAUUUUGGAGCCAGUGUUACACGGAUUGACAAGAUGCUGGACAAUCCCUUGGAUGUACUUUACCAUGGUAAAUCCACGCUGGCUGUGAAUCUGAAGAAGGCCGAAGGUCAGAGGAUUGUGCGACAACUGGCAAGCAAAUAUGAUGUGAUUGUGGAACCGUUUCGACCUGGCGUCAUGGAAAAGUUGAAUUUAGGACCUGAAGAAUUGUGCGCUGAGAAUCCACGACUUAUAUAUGCACGUCUUACGGGCUUUGGACAGCACGGACGCCUUGCACCACGAGCUGGCCACGAUCUCAAUUAUGUUGCAAUCUCUGGCGUGCUUUCAAUGUUGGGCCGUCAAAACCAGAAUCCUACUGCACCUAUUAAUUUUUUGGCGGAUUUUGCAGGUGGAAGCGUGAUCUGUGCACUGGGCAUUUGUUUGGCAUUGCUGGAACGUCAUAGAUCCGGACGUGGUCAGGUUGUGGAUGCGGCAAUGGUUGAUGGUGCCGCAUAUGUGGCUAGUUGGCUGUUCAUGUCCAGACAUCUCAGCAUUUGGGGCGAGAGUCAACAACGUGGAGCAAAUGUGCUGGAUGGCGGCGCCUAUUUCUAUGACACAUAUAAAACAAAAGAUGGACUCUACUUGUCGGUGGCCGCAUUGGAGCCGCAAUUCUUUGAGUUAAUCAAGGAGCGUUUGCAAUUGCCACAGGAACUGUCGCAAUAUGGAGCAGGGAAUCAAGUUCUAGGCAGACAGCUCUUAACCGAUGCGUUUCUCACUAAAACCCAAGCCGAAUGGUCAUCGAUAUUUGAAGAUGUGGAUGCUUGCGUUUAUCCCGUGGUCGAUUGGCAAAAAGUCCAGGAGCAUGAUCACAAUGCGACACGGAAAUCAUUUGAGAAAGUCGGAGACUCUUUUGCACCGCGUCCAGCGCCACGUUUGAGUCGCACACCUGGCAAAUUGAUGAAUAACGCUCAAAAUGAUCUGAAAUCUGUGAUCGAUGAACUGAAUUUAAAACCCGAGCAGCUGCAGCAACUGCAAAGUGACGGCGUUCUGACCUUACCCAUUAAGCCAAAACUUUAAGCAAUUAAAUGUAAUUUGUAAAUAAAAGACAUUGUGUUUUGUUUUCUUGCA